UUUUCUUUUACUUUUUCUCUACUUUUUAUUUUAUUUUAUAUUACUCAUUUCAUAUGUCGUCCGAAAGGGAUUCAUCCUCACCGUUCAAUGCGGACUCGUCCUCACCGGUGCAAGCAUUAACUACCACACGACCCAAAGUGCUCGUCCGACAUGAUACCCCUGUGAAUAUGGACGGCAUGAGCUGGCCGAGUAUCGGAGCCAAGAAGAGACGAGAUGAAACAGAGCAAGACAAGGUGGACCGAACGACCAAGAUCGCUGAUGCCGUUCGAACGAUUUUGUCGGCUAUCGGUGAAGACCCAGAUCGAGAAGGAUUAAUAAAGACACCGGAGCGGUAUGCCAAGGCAUUACUAUUUUUCACCAAAGGAUAUGAGCAGAAUAUUCAGGAUGUGAUCAAUGAAGCGGUGUUCGAGGAAGAUCAUGACGAAAUGGUGAUCGUCAAGGAUGUGGAUGUGUUCUCAUUAUGUGAACAUCAUAUGGUUCCUUUUACGGGCAAAAUCAGUAUUGGGUAUAUUCCCAAUCGCCGUGUGGUCGGAUUAAGUAAACUUGCUCGUAUUGCAGAGCAAUUUGCCCGACGGUUGCAAGUACAGGAACGCAUGACGAAACAAAUCGCUACAGCAUUGAUGGAAAUUUUGCAACCUCAGGGUGUGGCGGUCGUCAUGGAAGCUUCACAUUUAUGCAUGUGCAUGCGAGGGGUGCAGAAACCGGGUAGUGGAACCAUCACCAGUUGUAUGAUGGGUGUCUUCCGAAGCAACCCAAAAACAAGAGAAGAAUUCCUCACUCUCAUUCGACGAUAAACAACACUAUCUCCGGCUUCCCUUGUAAUUUUUUUUCCUUUCUUUUUGGCGUUAUAGUUUGCUUUUUUUGAUGUUUAUUUUUUUCCCUUAUUGUGUUGUUCAUGUAUGGAUAGUAAUUUUAUAGAGCAAUUGCAAAAAAAAGUAACAA
Radiomyces spectabilis is the source of this 942-nucleotide messenger RNA. RefSeq lists its product as uncharacterized. The coding region runs from base 54 to 794 and encodes 246 amino acids. Gene Ontology annotation, molecular function: zinc ion binding; GTP cyclohydrolase I activity; GTP binding. Gene Ontology annotation, biological process: tetrahydrobiopterin biosynthetic process; tetrahydrofolate biosynthetic process. The transcript is spliced from 4 exons. Gene Ontology annotation, cellular component: cytoplasm. The record is from RefSeq and is a predicted model, not a curated record. NCBI's taxonomy places the organism in Eukaryota, Fungi, Mucoromycota, Mucoromycetes, Mucorales, Radiomycetaceae.